Xyrauchen texanus (razorback sucker) is the source of this 3415-nucleotide messenger RNA. Its product is annotated as keratin, type I cytoskeletal 47 kDa-like. The transcript is spliced from 9 exons. Gene Ontology annotation, molecular function: structural molecule activity. The record is from RefSeq and is a predicted model, not a curated record. NCBI's taxonomy places the organism in Eukaryota, Metazoa, Chordata, Actinopteri, Cypriniformes, Catostomidae. The coding region runs from base 36 to 1382 and encodes 448 amino acids.
UUCUUACUUCCACAGUCUUUUCACCUUGACAAAUCAUGUCAGUCUUUCGCAGUUUGAGUGCGUUCGGGUCAUCUAACCUGGUUUCCUCUGGUGGAAUGGUCAUGAAUGGAUUGGGGAGUUCAGGUGUCUCUUUGUCUUUUGGUGGACAGAAGUAUGGAAGCUCAAGGGGCAAUGGUGUCCGCAUCUCCAGAUCCAUGUCCACUUCAUCCUUGGUUAUGCCUGCUAACGAGGUCACACUGUGUGCCAAUGAGAAACAGACAAUGCAGAAUCUUAAUGAUCGACUGGCAUCUUACCUGGAGCGGGUGCGCACUUUGGAGCAUGCCAACUUGAAACUGGAGCUGCAAAUUAAGGAGUUUUAUGACAGCAAGUGCCCACUCAAGAGCAAAGACAUGAGCAGUUAUUUUAAAACCACCUCAGAGCUCUGCACACAGAUUCAUAGCCGUAUAGUGCAGAACACUGAGCUCCGUCUGAAGCUGGACAAUACCAAGCUUGCAGCUGAAGAUUUCCAUAUGAAGUAUGAGACAGAGAUGAACUUGCGUAUGGUUGUGGAUGCAGAUUUGGUUCGAUUGCGUGGGGUUCUUGGAGAGAUUAAAUUAUCUGUUGGAGACCUGGAGAACCAGCUCAAUGGGCUGAAGGAUGAGCUGCUGUACAUCAAGAAGAACCACGAAGAGGAUCUGAAUUUGUUGCAUAAACAACAAUCCGGCUCUGUUAACGUUGAGAUCGACUGUGCAACUCAAUCACACCUUGACAAAGAGCUGCAGGAGAUGAGAGCUCAGUAUGAGACCCUUAUUGAAAAAAACUGCAGGGAGGCUGAAAAAUGGUUUCACAACAAGGCUGAGGUUUUGCAGACUCAAGUAACCACCGGCAGUACUGAGAUCAAGACAUCUCAGACUGAACUCACUGUUCUCAAGAGAAAGGUCACGAGCCUCGAGAUAGAACUACAAGGGCUUCUCACAAUGAAACAACAGCUGGAGCAAAGUGUUACUGAUGUGCGUCUGCGCUAUGCGGCGCAGCUGAGUCAGCUGCAGUUGCGUAUAGACUACCUGCAGGAGGAGCUACAGAGACUCAAUGCCAACAUGCAGCAUCAGUCCUCAGAGUACCAGCUGCUGCUGGACAUCAAGAUGAGGCUGGAGAUGGAGAUAGCUGAAUACAGGAGGCUGCUGGAUGGCGAAGUGCAAGUGACUGUCAUAAGCUCGUCUGAAUCUUUAGUGACUAAAAGACAGAGACUGACAGAGAUAGUGACCAAAUCAGUGGAGAUAAAGGAGGAAGAGGAGGAGCAUAACCCUCAUCACCAGCGCAGAGUGAAGGUCAUUGUGGAGGAGCUUGUGGAUGGUCAAGUCGUGUCCACUUCGGUUGAUGAAAAACUCCAGGAAGUCAACUAAGAAGAUCCAACAAAAAACAUAUGCAAAGAUUAAUAUAUGCUAUUCAAUGAUUUUAACAGAAAAACAAUUAUGUGGCACAAAACAAUUCAUGAAACUGCAAAACUGCACAAGGUAGCAUACAUAAAUAUCAAACCACUAUUUUAGCACGUACAACAGAGAAGGAUAUCUAACCUGACCCUUUCCCUAAAAAUGAGUGGAAGUGACACCCCCUUUUGAAGUUGCUGUAACCCAAUUUUGGAGUAACCCUGCCCCUUCUGGAGUGUCCCUGCCCAUUUAAGAGAUUCUGCCCAAUUGGGAGAUCUCCACAAUAUCAUUAUGAAUAUAGAAUAGCUAAUGUUGAUUAUUGGCUCAGCAGCAAAACCAUUAAAUAAAUAAGCAUUUGUGUAAUUUUACCUUUGACACAAAACCUUAUAGUUACUGAGAUGUGGACCCCGUUUGUGUCUCUGUAUAACUGUAGGCUAGAUUUCAUGUUUUGUUGCUUUGAUGACUGUCAGAGAAGAACAACCUGACUCUGUAAUUUUGGUGUGUUUAAUAUUCUAGCCACUAGAGGUCACAGUGCGUCCAUGGUACGUAAUGCUCUAGUUCAUUGGUUCUCAAUCUUUUAGACUCAAAGGCCCCACAUUUUUGGAAAAAAUAUUUGAAGGCCCCCCCAUGUAGGCUAUUAGAUAUUUACAUUAUAAUAUAUAUCUAUUAUAAGAUAUUUCCCAAAAACGUGUGAUUCCAGUCAUUAAAUUUUUAGCAUUUUCAUUAAUAAUCUAUCAUAUUUUAAAUAAUUCUAAGAGAUCUUGAGGCCCCCCUGGAAUAGUGCUGAGGCCCCCUAGUGGGUCCCGACCCCCUGGUUGAGAACCACUGCUCUAGUUGGAGCACAGGAGGGGACGCACCGAUUGUGAAGAUAUUGCAACUAACAUAUGUUGCCUUGCAAAGGACCAGUAGUUAUUUAUCGUUACUUACUCUACCCUAAAACACAACUUGAUUUAAAUAUUAUCACAAUUAUUUUAAUAAACCACAUCAUGAUGAAAAAUAAAAAGAAUAUUAAUAACCCAAGUUUUUUUCAGACUUGAUUUGUGCCAAAAAAUAUUUUGCUUUUGCUGCAAAAGUGGCUAAAAAAUAUAAUUGCACUACAUAAUAUUAUUUAAAGGUAUAUUCUGGGGUUCAAUACAAGCUAAGCUUAACAGACAGCAUUAGUGGCAUAAUGUUGAUUAUCAUAAAAUAAACUACCACUGUGCUUUCCUAAACAUUUGUUUGUCAAUAUACUCUGCAAAAUAUUCCUGAUCCAUGAGAUCAUUGCGCCCAUGAGAUCACUGCAUGCAAUGUCUAAAGUUGUCUAUCUUCUACUUCUUCUUCUUCUUCUUCGUUUAUUUUCUCCCCUUUUCUCCCCAAUUUGGAAUGCCAAAUUCCCAAUGUGCUCUAAAUUCUUUUGGUGGCAUAGUGACUCAAUCCAGGUGGCAGAGGACGAAUCUCAGUUGACUUCGUGUCUGAAACUGUCAAUCCAUCUUAUCAUGUGUCUUCUUAAGCGGUUUACCGCUGAGAAAUAGCAUGUGGAGGCCAACACUAUUCUCUGCGGCAUCCACACACAACUUUGAGAACCACACAUUAUUGCGACCACAAGGAGGUUACCCUAUGUGACUCUACCCUCCCUAGCAACUGGGCCACUUUGAUUGGAGACCUGGCUGGAGUCACACAGCAGGCCCUGGAACUCGUGACUCCAGUGGAGGUAGUCAGUGUCUUUACUCGCUGGGCUACCCAGGACCCCCUAAAGAUGUCUUAAGAGUAAUAUUGAAUUUUUAAAAUGUUACAAAUUUAUGUAGCAAAUGAGAAUCCCUGAAUUUAUCGCAUUUAUUUUAGACAAAAUACUUAAUUGUGAUUUUCAGUUUUGUUCAAAGUGAAAAAUCUAAAGUUUUUAAAUAACUGUCCAAUAAGUUAAAGGAUAGUAUUUUAGGGUAAAAAGACCUCCUGUUGCAAAACACAUGGUUUAUCUUAAGUGGGGUGAAUAGAUUUAUAGAUUGCAUAUAGAAUUGAUUGUUUAUAGAAUA